Messenger RNA from Paramecium octaurelia, 1532 nucleotides. NCBI's taxonomy places the organism in Eukaryota, Ciliophora, Oligohymenophorea, Peniculida, Parameciidae. The record is from the annotation of a GenBank genome assembly.
AUGAAAUCUUACAAUUUACUUAAUUGCUAGUCGAUACUAUUUGAAACAGAUUAACAUUUCUGGAAAAAAAUUGAUGAAAAUAGUAAAAUCGAUGAAUUUACUAAAGAAGAGCUUUACUAUUAUUCUAAGAAACACAGAGAGUAUAAAUAGAAGACCUUUGGCUUAAAGGGAUCAAUUUUACUGAAAUUUGGCAAUAAGGAAGUAUAUAUUUUAUUUUAAAGUAGAAUGAUAUAAUGUAUUGUAAUGUGGCAAACUCUUUAAUGGCAUAAACUAAUCAUCAAAAAUUCGGUUAUGGACUCAAGUUUAUCUAAAAUACUUAUCACAUUGAGGUUUUCGGUUAAAUUCAAUAAUGGAAUCAAGAACUAAAAAAAUAUUGUAUUCAGACCAAUCUUAAAUCCAAAUAUACAAUUGGGAGAAAACUUGGAACAGGAAGUUUUGCAGAUGUAUUUAUCAUAUUUUAACAUUAGGUUUAUCUUAUCAUUCAUAAUGAGAGUAAGUAAGAGUUCGCUGUCAAAAUAUUUGAUAAGACUUCUUGUAAAUUUGAUUUAACUUGUAUAAAAUAAGAAUUGGAAAUUUUGCGAUAAAUGGAUCAUCCAAAUACAAGUCAUAUCAUAGAAGCAUAUGAAUCAUCAAAAUACUUAUAUUUGAUACAAGAAUUUUACAAAUAUGGAAGUCUUUACGAUUAUCUCUUAAAAACUGAAAUUCCAGAAGAUGAUGCCAUAAGAACUACAUAUAAGUUGUUAGAAGCAUUAAUUAGUAUUCAUUCAAAAGGAAUAUUGCAUAGAGAUAUCAAACCUGAAAAUAUUUUACUUCGCAAACCCAAUCUCGAGGAUAUUGUUAUCUCAGAUUUUGGAUUAGCCGUCUAUUAUAAUGAUAAUGGUAGGUAUAAGCAUUAAAGGGCUGGGACACCUGGCAACAUUGCUCCAGAAAUUUUGAAGGAUUAAAAUUAUGAUUAUAAAGUUGAUGUUUAUGGAUUGGGGAUGGUACUUUAUUAGAUGUUAACAUCUAAGUAAUCUCCUUUUUACAAUAAAAACUAUCAAAAGAUGCUGUCUGAAAAUCAAGAAGGCUACAUAGAUUAUUCGUAAAUAAAAGCCUCAUCUCCAACUAUUAAUUUACUUACUAAAAUGCUUGACCCUGAUCCUUUGACAAGAUAUACAGCAUAAUAAGCUAAGCAAGAUUAGGCAUUUAAAAAGUAUAAUAGACAAACAAUUAUUAUCAAAAGAAAGAAAUUUAUCAAAGAUCAAACUGUCUCAAGUUUUAGCCCAAGAAGCAAUUCGAUUUAUUUUAGUCCUUCCCAUUAACAAUCUCCUCCUAUAAAUGUUUCAAGUCCAAUGAAUAACUCUCAAAUCAAUAGAAGAAUACUGGGGCUCCCAUAAAGAUUAAAACAUGAGGAUAGGAGGUAGUUUUUUUCACCUAAUUCCAUUAUAAAUAGUGGGACCUUUUGUAAUUUAUCGAAAAAAAAUUAUAAAAUAUCAACUAACAUCACUAGAAAUAGUAUUUAUUAUGGAAUGAUUUCUCAAAAGGCUUCAUGA